Molecule: messenger RNA, 1431 nt
Organism: Chilo suppressalis (striped riceborer)
Lineage: Eukaryota; Metazoa; Arthropoda; Insecta; Lepidoptera; Crambidae
Source: the annotation of a GenBank genome assembly
AUGCCCGUCGUUGGCAAGUUAAUACCCCUUGCUACGGGUUGUCUUAGUAGAGCCCUGCCUGCAUCUGCUGUAAAAUCAAACCGGACCUACUUCACAUACACUCAAGAACUAUCUCAACCUUUGGACCGCAGUCCAGAAUUUGUUACUGCUCAACAAGCGUUCGAAAAAUGCUUAAAAUCCGAUUCGACGGUGUACUCCCAGGGUGCGGCUGCUACUCCAACGCCCCUGCUGGACGCGAUGACACAUGUAGGGAAGGCUGCCUCCUUGAAGAACAUAAAGGUCGUUCACAUGCACACUGAAAAGGAAGCCGCUUACACCGCACCCGAGUACAAGGACAUAUUCAGGUCUUGUUCUCUCUUCAUGGCGGCUAACGUCCGCAAAGCGGUUGCUGAAGGCCGCUCCGACACCAUCCCCAUCUUCCUGCAGGACAUCCCCAAGCUGUUCCACAGGAAGAUCAUCCAGCCCGACAUCGCCAUUAUCCAGGUUUCCCCCCCUGACCAGCACGGUUACUGCAGUCUUGGCACCUCGGUGGACUGCGUCAGGGCGGCGCUGGUCAAUUCCAAAAUUAUCAUUGCUCAAGUGAACAAGAACAUGCCUCGUACAUUCGGCGACGCCAUUAUCCACACGUCGCACAUCGACUACGCCGUUUUGGAUGAUACUCCGCUACCCGAACACGGUGGGAAACCGCCCAGCCCUGAGGAGGCCAAGAUCGGCCAACUUAUUGGCGACAACUUGGUCGAAGAUGGCGCCACUUUGCAGAUGGGUAUCGGCAACAUCCCGGACGCAGUUCUGUCCGCCCUGAAGAACCACAAGGACCUCGGCAUCCACUCGGAGAUGUUCAGCGUGGGGGUCAUCGACCUCGUCAAGCGGGGAUGUGUCACCAACAACAGAAAAAAGAACCACAAAGGACGUAUUGUGGGCAGUUUCUUGGUCGGCACGAAACAGCUCUACGAUUUCGUCGACAAUAAUCCUUUCAUCGAGAUGCUGGAGAUCGACUACGUGAACAACACUCACGUGGUAUCCUUGCAGCCGUGCAUGACGGCCAUCAACUCUUGCAUCGAGGUCGACCUCACCGGGCAAGUGUGCGCCGACUCUAUCGGCACCCGCAUGUAUUCGGGAUUCGGUGGCCAAGUGGACUUCAUUCGAGGCGCGGCCGAAUCUGUGGACGGAAAAGGGAAACCUAUCAUAGCUUUAGUUUCCAGCACCAAGAAGGGAGAAUCGAAGAUUGUGCCCACUCUUAAAGUCGGGGCUGGUGUGGUGACAUCCCGAGCUCACGUACAAUACGUAGUGACAGAACAAGGCAUCGCCAACUUAUUCGGCAAGACUCUAAGGCAACGCGCGCAUGCACUGAUCAACAUAUCCCAUCCGGACCAUCGCGAAGCUCUCGAGAAGGCGGCCUUCGAAAGAUUGAAAUGCAUGCCUGCACCUUGA